Molecule: messenger RNA, 726 nt
Organism: Dentiscutata heterogama
Lineage: Eukaryota; Fungi; Glomeromycota; Glomeromycetes; Diversisporales; Gigasporaceae
Source: the annotation of a GenBank genome assembly
GUAUGAAAAAUUAUACGGUAGGCGCGCACAUGCACAUUUGACCGUCACUGCUGCCAUGCAUCGUGAAUUAAUGUAUAAAUGGGAGGUUCAAGGUGCCAUAUCUACCUUGUAUGAUCGACCACAAUCACAUUUUAAAAAAUUAGAUUUAGAAGAAAUUCAUGAGUUUCUUACAAGAUUUGAUUUGGAAGAAAUUAUUUCUAAGCAAUCUAUUGGGGCAAACUUUUUGCCUCCAUCAUCCACGACAUCUACCUUAUUAACUACUAAACCUUCAUCAGAUACUCCCGCAAAGUAUCGCAGCGAUCGUCCUAUAUUAAUAGUUAGUAGUACAAGUUGGACUGCCGAUGAAGAUUUUUCAAUACUAUUAAAAGCGGCAGAACAAUAUGACCAAGCCGCAGAUAAAACCUCUAAAAAUAAGUUCCCCAAGUUAGUUUUUAUCAUCACAGGUAAAGGUCCCUUAAAAGACAAGUACGAACGGGAAAUCAGUAAGAUUUCAUUGAAAAAUGUGAGAAUAGUGACAACGUGGCUAUCUGCAGAAGACUAUCCGUUAAUAUUAGGAUGCGCUGAUUUAGGAAUUUCUCUUCAUAAAUCCUCCUCUGGAAUGGAUCUACCAAUGAAAGUAGUUGAUAUGUUUGGAUGUGGGCUACCUGUCUGUGCGAUUAAAUUUGAUUGUAUUGGUGAAUUGGUGCAACAUAAUAAAAAUGGCAUUAUAUUCAAUAAUGAGGAAGA